Messenger RNA from Periconia digitata, 1888 nucleotides. NCBI's taxonomy places the organism in Eukaryota, Fungi, Ascomycota, Dothideomycetes, Pleosporales, Periconiaceae. The record is from the annotation of a GenBank genome assembly.
ACACACAGAGGCAUUACAUUUUACGAGUAGUAGAUAAUACAAUGAAAUUGACCAAUCUCGCCUUCCAGAAUCUCGGUCAUCGAUGAGUGAUGCACUGCCUCCCGCUAAACUCAGAGGUAACCGAAGACACCUAUCCUUUCUACUAAAAACCUGCCAUCCCCCUUCAUAACGAAAGCCAACAGCAAAGUAUUGCAAGCGAUUUUUAUCUUGACACGCUAAGAAAAUCAAACCGAAUACUUUAUUAGCGAUGGAUACUCCAACCUCAUGCUCUGUCUUAGUCAUCGGCGCAGGCCCCGGUGGAUCCUUCGCUGCUGCAGCGUUUGCCCGCGAAGGUGUAGACGUCGUUCUGCUUGAAGCGGAAACAUUCCCAAGGUAUCACAUAGGUGAAAGCAUGCUGGCAUCUAUACGAUUCUUCCUCCGGUUCAUCGGCCUUGAUUCGGAGUUUGACAACCACGGUUUCAAUGAGAAACGAGGCGCGGCUUUCAAAAUUAACGAUAAGCAAGAAGGCUACACCGACUUCCUAGCUGCUAAUGGGCCAGGCAACCAUUCUUGGAACGUCAUUCGCUCUGAGGCUGAUGACAUGAUGUUUCGACACGCCGAGAAGUGCGGGGCUAAGGUCUUUGACGGAACAAAAGUCGAUAAAGUUCAGUUCGAACCUUACCCUGCUACCGUCAAUGACAUUGGUCGUCCUGUAUCAGUUGAUUGGUCGCGCAAGAACGGUGAACGCGGUACGAUCAAGUUCGACUACCUGGUAGAUGCCAGUGGAAGAGCCGGCGUCCUCUCCACCAAAUACAUGAAGAACAGAAAAUUCAACCAAAGCCUGAAGAACUUGGCAACAUGGAGCUACUGGAAGGGAGUAAAGUCAUACGGCGUGGGCACCGAACGUGAAGGUGCUCCGCUAUUUGAAGCACUUGAUGAUGGAACUGGAUGGGUUUGGAACAUUCCAUUGCACGAUGGCACCGUAUCUGUCGGUGUAGUUAUGGAGCAAGAAGUAGCCAUUCGAAAGCGAAAGGCAAUGGGCUCUCCAUCUGACGUCGAAUUCUAUCGCCACUGCAUCAAGUCCGCUCCCCUGAUCAAAGGUUUUAUGGAGAACGCGGAGAUGGUCAAGGAGUGCAAGUCAGCUUCAAACUACUCGUACAGUGCCAGCGCGUAUGCGUCGCCAUACCUUCGAAUUGUAGGCGAUGCGGGCUGCUUUAUUGAUCCUUACUUUUCUUCCGGUGUUCAUCUUGCUCUGUCAAGCAGUCUAUCCGCAGUGGCUACUGUUCAAGCAGCUCGAAAUGGCGAUUGCGACGAAGCCACAGCAGCAAAAUGGCACAACGACAAGGUCAACGAGGGGUACACUGUGUUUCUGCUCAUUGUUCUGGCGACUAUGAAGCAGAUCCGUGCAAAACUCGAGCCGAUUUUGAGCGAUUGGGAUGAAGAGGGUUUUGAGCGGGCAUUCUCCUAUUAUCGCCCAAUCAUUCAAGGAACAGCUGGUACCGACUUCAGCGGCAAACUUACUCAAGAGGAGCUAUCCAACACUGUUGAAUUCGCAAUGCAAUCCUACAACUACGUCACCCCCGACGAAGAAGAGCAUGGCAUGAAAUUGAUGAAGGAGAUGAACAACCCGAUUCCAGGGCGAAGCAAGCUCCAAAUGUCAGAGGAUGACGAACGAAUCCUUCGCACGAUUCAGGCGCGCAAAAUGCUUCAGUGUCAGGCCACCAUCAAUCUCAAUCACUUCACAGGACAAGCCGUCAACGGAAUGGCUCCUAGACUGGAAAGGGGCAAAGUUGGCCUGACCCCAGCAAUUCAAACUCAAAAGAGCGCCAAGGAAGAAGCGCCCAGAGCCCCAGUCCCCACGCUCAAUAAAGACAUGGCCACAAACAAGCAGGGGGUUAAGACUCAUUAG